UCUGCAGUAGGUCGAUAUGAUGUAUAGAACAUGUUGGAGGAGGAAGCCAGCUCACUAUGAUUAUAGAAGCCUAAGUUCUACUACAGACCGCGCUAACAAGAUCCUUCGAACACUUGCGGCUAAAAAGCGGAGUAAUACAGGAACAUUGGUCAACUGAAAGAGGUAACAGCGUACCAGGCCAUAAAGAUUAGGUAUUCUUGGAAGUUUCAAUGAAGAACUAUCACUGACUACCAACUCUAACAAUGAAUGCCAGUCACCACAUGGUCACAAAAUUAUCAAUUGUGGCUCUGUGAUCGAAAAAAUAAUCUCAACACCCUUCGUUUUGCUUUCGGCAAAAUCAUCAACUUUAUGUAAAGAAUGGUUUCAAAGGAUGCGAUUAAUUUGUCUGUCAUUCAUGAGAUGCAGGUGUUCUGAGACAGUGGGGCGACUUUGAGGAAUUUGAUCAUUGACUCCAUUGUAUAGGUUGGCAAAAGCAUUAUGUAUCAUUGAUGCUCUCCAGAUGUUCAUUCGACGCCGAUUUCUCAAUAAAACUAUACCAGCGAUAUAAAUUAUGAACGAGUGUACAAUAACAGCAUCCCUUCACAUUCAUGCCAACUUUUUAAGACACCCUCUUGAAUGAUAUUUGUCCUGCUUUUUAAUAAAUGUCCUGCAUGGGGAUUUAAUCUGAAAUAGCCUGAGCAUGACAUAAAAACAAAGAUAUAUCAAUUUCUGUAUCAUUAAUUCCCGAGACAAUGGUCUUACAAGUAAGACUGAUGCUUACCAUGUCAUGUUGUGGAAAGACAUUGAUACCUAAAAGUGUGUUGAAUAGGGCACACGAGGAGUUGUAAAGGGAAAUCCUGAUACGUAUACAUCUUUCGGACAUUUGCCUUUAAACUACCAGCUGGGGAAACCAAUAACUGUACAUCAAUCACUUUGGAAGACAUUGAGGAGUGACUAUGUGAUUUGCGAAUCAGGAUGGUACAAUAUGUGGCACUGAGGAGCGAUGUAUAACACACCCAUCAGGCAACCUCACAUUCGAUCAUACACUGAAAUAUGAAACCAGAUACGAAGAAGUAAGGAAUAUUUAAGGAAAACAAUUUCAUUUUCUGUGCUUUGUAGGCAAUCCCUAGCAAUGAACAACUCCACAGACUACCCUGUUUAUGAAUACGACGAUGAUGUCACAGCUGUGUUAAACGCUGGCAUCUACAUCAACAACUACUACCUUUGGGCAAUAUUUGCUUUUGGGUUUCCUGGAAAUGUUGCAAGCGUGAUCACAAUUAUUCGGAUGCAGAGGAUCACAACAUCCACAUUUUAUGUAGCAGUGUUAGCUGUUGUCGACAACUGUGCCAUUGUCUUCAAGCUUCUGUACCACCAACUGACGCUUCAUCAAGUGUGGCUUGAUUCCAUGGGGUGUAAAAUUCUCAAUUUUCUGUCUUUAUUUUUUACGACAUUCGCAAACUGGAUUCUUGUGUUUAUUGCCACUGAGAGAUUUGUGGCUGUGAGGAAACCUCUAAAGGUGGGAAUGUACUGGACGAUCCCACGAGCUGUGGUCAGUGUAGGUGGCCUUACGUGUGUUGUGACGAUUAUUUAUUGCCACAUAUUUUGGACAUUUACUGGAAAUGGACCAGAUUGUAUGAUAUUUCUUCAAUAUCUACAUUUCUAUCGAGAUGUGUGGUAUUGGCUAAAUGCCGCUGUAUAUUCACUGGCGCCUUGCUUUCUACUUAUAACUCUGAAUUUUUUUAUUGUUCAAUCAGUCAGAAAAUCCACCAUCGUCCGGAACCAACUUUCCAUGAAGAACGGGACGAAAUCGAGUAACUCUAGUCGAUCCAUGAGACAAGAAAAACAAAUUACUGUGAUGCUUGUAUCAGUGGCCGUCGUGUUUAUUAUUUUAACGGUUCCAAGAUGUAUAUAUGCAAUUGUCCACUUAUAUUGGAGUGUUCAACUCGGGACAAUGGCUGAUGCACAGAAAUAUCUGCUUGACCAGUUAACUUUCUUUCUAUGUGACUCAAAUCACGCAAUCAACUUCUAUUUGUAUUUCACUACGGGAAAAAAAUUUCGUCGUCACUUCUUGGACAUUGUACUGUGUCGGAAACGGCGGAUGAGGGCCUUAAAUGUAUCCCAGUCUGGUACAACAAUGACCUUACACACCUAUAAGCUAACCAAUCUAGAAAAUCGACAUGUCAAGGAGUUGUAGUAUGAGCUUUGAAGUAUCAGCUCUUACGACAAGCAUAGUCGCCUUUUACGGCAAGCAUGGGUUGCUGAAGACCUAUUCUACCCCGGACAUACGGAAACAGAAACAGAUUAUCUACUGGCAUGGUUUUAGAACUGUUAAUAGUUAAUUAAGUACCAUUUCAUCAGAUGAGAAGACUCGGUACUUGCGACCUUCAGGAGAAAGAGACAGUGUUCUUGUACUCUACAACAGGUUAAGGUGGUAUCGUUGACAUUUGUCAAAAUCAGAUCAAUGUCUUAGCCAGAUAGGUGUACACUUUAAUCAAUGACGAAAAUGUUAUUGGAGAAUUGUAUAGAUAGUGUUAUAUCAUAUAAGAUGUGUGAAUGGAACCGCUAUACAAAGGGAAGUUGUGCGUCGAAUGAUUAUAUAUCAUUUUCCAAUUUGAAUGUACUUAUCUAACUGCACGUUGUUUGUGGAGGUGCAUAAUUUAUUUAUGCCUUCCAUUACUGACAUGAUUAAUCUGUCAUUACUGAUACAUGUAAAAUAACCUGUAUAAGAUUUCAGCCAUGUAUUUUGUACAUUAUUAAAAUGGUUGUAUAGUUUCAAUGCUAUUUUAGAGGCGUUUUAGUUUGCCUGAAGUUUGUUAUGAAUAUUACUACAAUCAAUCGUUGACAAAAUCAAUAUUGUACUUGCCAUUCAAGACAUCUCAGAAGUCUAACUUGUAAUUAUUUCAAAUACAUCAUACAUUUCAUGAUUCAUCAGUAUUGUCAGCAGGUCAUAGGAAAAAUCAAUGUUUAACUAUGUUCAUUUUCACAUUUACACGAGGUCAUUUCAGAAGACAUUUCAGUUGUGUAAUCCACUUUUGUUCUUUCACAAACUAAAACGCCUCCUGAUUUAGAUUAGCAGUGGCCCGAGAGCAGCUAUCGUAUAGCACGUAACAUUGGUGAAAUAACGUUUGAAGAACGUUCAUGGGGUGGUGGAUUUUCAUAUUGUAGAUGCAUAGCACUUAAAAUAUAGCAUGUAUAUUUUCCAGCCAGGGUACAGAUUUCAAUCAGGAAAACAUCUAUUUUUUUCUGAUAGUGUUCCAGACAUGUUUCAGCAUAUGAUCAGAAGAUGAACUUCAAGUUGACUUAGUUGACAGUACACAACAUUGAGUCAUUUAUGAUUCUAUUUCUAUUAUGAGCAAUCCUAGAUGUAAUAAGAACUGCUGUAUACAGUUGCCAUGUUGAUCAGAUGGUGUGUAUUACCCUUUGUCUAGUCAUUGCCUCUGAUACAGACUGGAGCAAUGUUCUGUAAUGAAACAACGGAUUGGGAAGUGAUAAGAGAAAUAGUAUCGUAAAUAGUGUAUUAACAGGUCAGUAGGUUAGUUGAGUAAGUAUUCAGAAUAUGUAGAUAUAUGUAUGGGAGACGGUUUCUUUAUUGCUCGUAGAGGUUUUGUUGAAGGCUAUCAAAUACCAUCGAGAAAAUAAACAAUUACUGUAUUGGUAGAAUGUUAAAUAUCUUAAAACGUUUCUUUCAAUCUUCAUGAAUACGUAGUGGACUUCUAUUGUUUUGUAAUUACAGAUAAACACAGAUUAUUUCAUUUGAUACUUUUUGAUACAUUGAUGAUUUUAACCCAUUCCUGUCAUAUUCGAAUGUUUCAGUCAUUCGUCACCAACUAUAAUUAUCAUCUGUUGUUAGUAGUCAUUAUUGAUGGUAAAAACGUGACAAUUUUGUACCCUAGCAGGAUCAGCACUCAUAAUGCAGUUUGCAUCGUGUGCUCAUUAACGUCACAUGCGAAUAAUUAUUUAGUGAAACCUUCAUUACGUCUAACACUUGUCCAUGGAUCCAAUAACGUUUCCUUCAUCUAAGCCUGCAGGUGUGCUUAUUUUAGUUUAGGUUUGAACUAUCAGUAACUUUCAACAGAACGAAGUCUUCAUGUAUUUAUCGUAGAGAAACAAAUUUAUAGACAUCAUUGACCAUAAUGAACCAGGUUAAAAAAACGUGGAAUUUUAUAAACUAUUGAUCAUGAGUUGUUCAAUUUUACAAAUUCGUUCUUACGUUAUAUUUCUCAGUGAAGUUCAUGGAUCAGCUGUCGUAUUGCAGUAGUAGUUACUUGUAUGUAUUGUAAAUAAAAUUGCGAGUGGUGCUCUACGGAAAAUUGUUAAUAUUUCAGCUGUCGCUGCUCUUUGUUGUAUAUAUUUGUUGCCGUGUGAAUAUUACACCCUGUGUCACAUCUCUCUGAUUUCCCAGUGGGGCCUUAGAAAUUAAAAUAACUAUUUCAUUG
Molecule: messenger RNA, 4415 nt
Organism: Haliotis rufescens (red abalone)
Lineage: Eukaryota; Metazoa; Mollusca; Gastropoda; Lepetellida; Haliotidae
Product: type-1 angiotensin II receptor A-like
Exons: 3
Coding region: 1112-2173 (353 amino acids)
Biological process (GO): G protein-coupled receptor signaling pathway
Cellular component (GO): plasma membrane
Molecular function (GO): G protein-coupled receptor activity
Source: RefSeq, a predicted model, not a curated record